Messenger RNA from Stegodyphus dumicola, 1429 nucleotides. Its product is annotated as DGAT1/2-independent enzyme synthesizing storage lipids-like. The record is from RefSeq and is a predicted model, not a curated record. NCBI's taxonomy places the organism in Eukaryota, Metazoa, Arthropoda, Arachnida, Araneae, Eresidae. Gene Ontology annotation, cellular component: membrane. Gene Ontology annotation, molecular function: acyltransferase activity.
AUGCGUCUUCGCGUCACUCCGCAUGCACUGACUAGGCAGGACGAGUCUUUGCUGAGAGUAAUAGAAAAUUUUCUUAUUUUGCUAGGUUAUGAGAUUGAAGGAAUUGAAAAUAUUCCAAGUGAUGGUCCUGCACUUAUUGUAUUUUAUCAUGGAGCCAUGCCUGUGGAUUGGUAUUAUCUUCUUGCAAAAACUAUCAUUCAUAAAAAACGUCUCAUUUGUGCAGUCGGUGAUAGAUUUCUCUUCCAUGUUCCAGCAUUUGAUGCUCUUAUUGACUGCUUUCAAAUAUAUCCUGGAACCAUCGAUACUUGUGCAGAUAUUUUACGGAAAGGUAAUCUACUUGCUAUUGCUCCUGGAGGUGUCCGUGAAGCUUUGUUUGGCGAUGAAAGCUAUCCACUAAUUUGGGGGACUAGAAAAGGAUUUGCAAAAGUUGCCAUGGAAGCAAAAGUGCCAAUAAUUCCAGUUUUUACUGAAAACAUCAGGGAAGCAUUUUUCACUCUUCGUUUUGGAAAAAAAUGGUUACGGGGUAUUUAUGAAAAGACUCGUAUUCCUCUUGUUCCUAUUUAUGGAGGAUUCCCUGUUAAAUUGAAAACAUUUGUGGGUCAGCCUGUACCUUAUGAUCCAGAAAUAACUCCUGAAGAAAUGGUUGAAAGGGUUGCUGAAAGAAUGAAGUGCAUGAUAAAGAAACAUCAGCAACUACCUGGAAGUCUUUCACGUAGUGUUUCGCAAAGAAUUCAUCAUCUUUUUAAGCUAAAACUUUCCUAAUGAAUCUAACAGACUUCAUGAAAAUUCCUCCUAUUUUAACCCUGUACUCCCAGUUUUAUCAUCAAAUAUCAGAAAUAACUUCAGUAUUUUGCAGUUUUUAUUGUCUUGCACAAAAAUGGAUUAUUUUCCUUUUGUAGCACUAUGGGUGUAUUUUUAUGUCAUUUGUAUAUCUUCAAAUCAUUAGCAGAGGAUUAAUCUACUUACAUCACUGAUGUAUUUAAUUUUUCAGAAUUCAAGUAAAUAUGUAAGAGAUUCAGGUUUGAAUGAAUUUUUACUACUCAGUUUCUACUCUGUUAGCUUCAUUUAAUACAAUUUUUAAUGGUAAAAUUGUUUAAUUCUGACUUCUUAAUAAGUCCAUAUAAAACAUAAUUUAUAUGAAACAAAGAAAUUUUCAUAAUUUUGAUAUCUCAGUCUUCUAUUCUCAUGAGUAUAAACUUAGAGGCCAAAAAACCAUUUCAUACAUAUUUAAACAUUUAAAUCCAUAUAUUAAUUAAUAUUCAUUCAUAUUUAAACAUCAAAACUAUUACUGUAAGUAGUUGGUAAUCGAAAUUUAUUAAUUAAAUUUUGCAGGCAGAAUUUACUGUACAGUUGCAAUUUUCAUAGUGCAGUACACAGAAAAACAAGUGUGUAGAUCUUUUAAUAAUUUAAUAAAGAUGUUUUGAUUCCA